AUGUGGAGCAGCGUCGCCAAGAACCACGAGACGGUCGCUGCCAACCUGCAGGCCAGCCUCGAGCAGGUCCUCCGGGAAGCCGCCGCUGUCCCCGAACCCCAGGAGGGCUACGGUGACACCGACGAUGAUGCCCACUCGGGCUCUUUCGCGGAUGCUCCGGCGCCUCUGGAGGUCGAUGCUCGCCGGCGUCGGAAGGGGACCUGCCAGGCGUGCGGGCAUGGGAAGGCUUGCGUUCUGCUGCUCCCCUGUAGGCACCUUUGCUUAUGCAAGGUCUGCGAGUCGACGGUCGACGCGUGUCCUGUAUGCCACUCCGCCAAGAACUGCUUCAUCCGAGUAUUUAUAUCGUAA
This is a messenger RNA of Musa acuminata subsp. malaccensis (wild Malaysian banana), 348 nucleotides long. NCBI's taxonomy places the organism in Eukaryota, Viridiplantae, Streptophyta, Magnoliopsida, Zingiberales, Musaceae. The record is from RefSeq and is a predicted model, not a curated record.